AAAGCAGUAGUGCUGGUCAGUAAAACUGGCAGGGAACCAGAAUGUACACUUAGGAAGAUAGAUUGAAGUCACUUUCAGAAACAGACACACAACAGCACAAGCCAACCAAACGCACACGUCUGCUCUUCACGUGAAAAGGACAAGAUGUCAGUCACAGACUCAAAUAUCGGUUUGACAGCAGCUAGCAUGCUUGAAGAGAUGACGGAAAUCACUGGUCAAAACUUGGUUAGAAUGGAAGUAGAAGAUCAUUACAAAUUCAUCAAACAGCUUGGAAAAGGGAAAUAUGGCCAAGUAACCUUAGUUAUCCAUCGUCAAAGAGGAACACCUAUGGCUUUAAAGCUUCUUUCAAAAACUUUAACCAAGAGACAGAACUUCCUGUAUGAAUACUGUGUGGCUCUAUCCCUAUCUACUCACCCAAAUAUCAUUGGCAUGUUCGGCAUUGCAUUUGAAUCUUCUGAGCACUAUGGUUUCCUGUAUGAAGCUGCCCUGCAAAAAGAUCUUAUUUCCAUUAUAAAACCAAGCGAAGGAGUACCAGAACAAACCGCCAAGAAGGUCACUAGUCAGCUAGUGAGUGCCCUUGAAUUUAUCCACAGCAGAGGCCUGGUUUAUCGAGAUGUAAAACCUGAAAAUGUGCUUCUUUUUGGUACGGAUUGUCAAAGAAUCAAACUUACAGAUUUUGGACUGACUCGUCCUAAAGGCACCCUGCUUAAACUUGUGUCUGGUAUAAUUCCUUACACAGCACCUGAAUUAAGCAACUCUCAGAAUGGAGAGGCAGUUCCCAUUGAUUUUACUCUAGAUACAUGGGCCUUUGGAGUUCUUCUCUUUUGUUUGAUGACAGGAUACUUUCCUUGGGAGAAAACACUACGGUCUGACCCAUUUUUUGAAGAUUUUAUAAUGUGGCAGCAAACUGGCAGUCAUGAAGAGCUAUCUUGGCAUUGGAGGAAAUUGACAUUUGAGGCUAUGGAUAUGCUCAGGCAGUUAUUGGCACUGAACCCCUCUGAAAGGAGUUCAGUCAACAAAGCUUUAAAAUAUCUGAACUAUCCAUGGAUAGUGGAUAACUGGAAAUCAUUGCAAGAAUUAAAAUAAUUUGUCUGCUUUGUACAUAUCUUGAAACAGGCUUGAUUUAUGAUAGCAUAAUGACAUAAAUCAUUAGAAUACUAACAUCUAUAAUUUCUCAGUAUACGCCAUUUCUUAUUUUGAGUUCUUCAGUCUAUUUCUUGACCAAAAUCCACCAACUUUUCCAGCCACAGACAAAACUUUAGUUGCAAAACUGCUCUUUUACUCACUGGAGCGUGAAAUACAUAGAGUUUUCUGAUUAGUGAACGUGCCCCUGAAAUAUUUUGGAUGCCAUUUUGUUUUUGUGUAUGUCAACCAAGAUAGUGCCAGAUUCUUAGUCACAAAGAUCUCUUUGGUAGAAGUAAAGGAAAUCGCAUUAGUGAGUGUAUUGAUGCAGUAGGUGGCUGAUGCUGCUGGUGGAUUGUAGACUGAAGGGGGACAAUACUCAAUUACUGUCACUACUUUCAAUCAUCACCAUCUAAGAACACUAGUUGUAGGAAGUCAUAGCACUCCCCACUAGUUUAUUACAGAAUGGAUAAUUGUGAUAGGUAUGUCACAGACAUUAAAACAGUGGACCAGAAAGCACGGCAGGAACCAUAUUUUUAUUUUCUUAAGGAUGGUAAUACCAAGUGCAGUUUUCUUUCCAUUUUCACAUACCUUUGAAUCAUUAUAUAGACAAUAUUAUACACUAACAGUAGCUUUGCCUGUCUACCAAGUUCUUUUGUAGAAAAUAGUGAUGUGUUUAGAAAUUUGACUAGAGUUCCCAUUUGGCUGACAGUAUGUAUGUCAAAUGUCACCUGGUAAAAUGUUUUGUAACAUUUGAAAUUAAAAUUAAGAUAUGCGUUACA
Rana temporaria (common frog) is the source of this 1904-nucleotide messenger RNA. RefSeq names its product serine/threonine-protein kinase SBK2-like. Gene Ontology annotation, molecular function: protein serine/threonine kinase activity; ATP binding. The record is from RefSeq and is a predicted model, not a curated record. The transcript has 4 exons. NCBI's taxonomy places the organism in Eukaryota, Metazoa, Chordata, Amphibia, Anura, Ranidae. The coding region runs from base 145 to 1086 and encodes 313 amino acids. Gene Ontology annotation, biological process: peptidyl-threonine phosphorylation; peptidyl-serine phosphorylation.